CCACAAACAAACGUGAGUGCUUCACUCACCGCUCUUUUAUAACUUAAAAAGGAAAAAAAAAAAACAUAAAAAAACACAAAACCAACAUAAAAAUUAAGUACUGGAACACUGAGCAGAAAAAAAAACAAAGCUCUCAAAUAUAUAUUCUUUUCUUUCUUAAAGACAACAGAAGGCCUCGGGCACCGCAAGCCUGACGUUUUAUGACGGAUAAUAACAAAUAUUUAAAAGAGAAGGAAAGCCGAGGACCUGCGAGGCGACGCAGCAUCCCAGUUUCGGAGCUGCGACCUGACUCGGCAGACGGUUUUACCCCGGAUUGCACAGAGGCACCCGGCGCUCGGCUGUAAGCUGCGCGGUCCGCCGUCCCUUGCGAGUUAUGAAUACAGCCGCAGCAGGCAGUUACCCCAUGGCUUCCCUGUAUGUGGGCGACCUGCACCCCGACAUCACGGAGGCUAUGCUGUACGAGAAAUUCAGCCCUGCGGGACCGGUGCUGUCCAUCCGAGUGUGUCGCGACAUGAUCACCCGGCGAUCGCUGGGUUACGCCUAUGUGAACUUCCAGCAGCCCGCAGACGCUGAACGAGCCCUGGACACCAUGAACUUCGAUGUGGUGAAAGGGAAACCCAUUCGAAUCAUGUGGUCUCAAAGAGACCCUUCACUCAGGAAAUCUGGGGUGGGAAACGUCUUCAUCAAAAACCUGGACAAGUCAAUUGACAACAAGGCGCUUUAUGACACAUUUUCUGCCUUUGGGAACAUCCUUUCUUGCAAGGUCGUGUGUGAUGAGAAUGGAUCAAAAGGAUAUGCAUUCGUGCAUUUUGAGACACAGGAUGCAGCUGACCGCGCCAUUGAGAAGAUGAACGGCAUGCUGCUCAACGACCGCAAGGUGUUUGUGGGACGUUUCAAAUCUCGAAAGGAGAGGGAGGCAGAGCUAGGAGCCAAAGCCAAGGAAUUUACCAAUGUAUACAUAAAAAACUUUGGGGAGGAUAUGGAUGACAACAGGCUGAAGGAGUUGUUUGACAAGUAUGGAAAAACACUCAGUGUGAAAGUGAUGACCGAUCCGAUGGGAAAAUCGAGAGGCUUUGGCUUUGUAAGCUAUGAGAAGCAUGAAGAUGCUAACCAGGCUGUGGAGGAGAUGAACGGCACAGAACUCAAUGGCAAGACUGUGUUUGUGGGCCGUGCCCAGAAGAAGAUGGAACGGCAGGCGGAACUGAAGAGGAAAUUUGAACAACUAAAACAGGAGAGGCUCAGUCGCUAUCAGGGUGUCAACCUUUACAUCAAGAACCUAGAUGACACUAUUGAUGAUGAGAAACUGCGCAAAGAGUUUUCCCCAUUUGGAUCCAUCACUAGUGCUAAGGUGAUGCUGGAAGAUGGCCGGUCCAAGGGGUUUGGGUUUGUGUGCUUCUCAUCUCCUGAGGAAGCCACAAAGGCUGUGACAGAGAUGAAUGGGCGCAUCGUGGGAUCCAAGCCAUUGUAUGUGGCUCUGGCACAGCGCAAAGAGGAACGCAAGGCCCACCUCACUAACCAAUACAUGCAGCGCAUUGCAGGCAUGCGGGCAAUGCCCGCUAAUGCCAUCAUCAACCAGUUUCAGCCGGCCACUGGCUACUUCAUGCCUGCUGUUCCACAGGCACAAAACAGGACAACUUACUAUGCCCCUAAUCAGCUGGCACAGAUGCGACCUAACCCCCGCUGGCAGCAGCAAGGAGGUCGAGCCCAAGGUGGAUUUCAGGGUAUCCCUAAUUCACUGCGUCAGGCUGGUCCACGUGCCAACCUGCGGCACCUCACACCAAGCACUAAUUCACAGAGCCCUCGGGGUAUGCCAGCUGGGGCGCAGAGAGUGGGAGGCAGCAGUCAGCCGCUGGGUCCGCGGCCUAGCAUGGGCAUACCCAGCCCACGCGCAGUGCCACCCUACAAGUAUGCCACCAGCGUGCGGAGCACACAGAACCAGGUGGUGCAGCCUGUGGCCCUGCAGCAGCCGCAAGCCGCCGUUCACGUCCAGGGCCAGGAGCCGCUAACUGCCUCCAUGCUGGCUGCAGCCCCACCUCAGGAACAGAAACAGAUGCUGGGUGAGCGCUUGUUCCCCCUGAUCCAAGCGAUGCACCCCAGCCUGGCUGGGAAGAUUACUGGAAUGCUUCUGGAGAUUGACAACUCCGAGCUACUACAUAUGCUCGAGUCCCAUGAAUCUCUACGUUCCAAGGUGGAGGAGGCUGUUGCUGUACUUCAGGCUCACCAAGCGAAGAAGGACGCCACCCAGAAAGCGGGGGUUCUCGCUGCGGCCGGCACGGCUCCCCCUUCAUGACGCCUCUCUGGCAGCGGAGGAAUCCUGGAACAGAAAGACGGGUGAACAUAGAAAUUGUGAAAACAAGUAAUACUUGUACAGAAGUAGUUAGGUAUUUUAAAAUAUUUUAAUACAGUCUUCAUAAAAACAAGGAUUAGUGGACUUAAUUUGAAAAUAACCCCCUCGCUUUGAGGCCAAGAUGGGUCAAUUUUCUAUAAGAAAAACUGAUGAAUUUUUUGAAUGUCUAAUGUUUUGACUGGGGCUUCUUGCUCCCAUAAUACCCUGAAUGGCCAAUAAAAGGGAUGCAAGUAACACAGAA
Molecule: messenger RNA, 2588 nt
Organism: Paramormyrops kingsleyae
Lineage: Eukaryota; Metazoa; Chordata; Actinopteri; Osteoglossiformes; Mormyridae
Gene: pabpc4
Product: poly(A) binding protein, cytoplasmic 4 (inducible form)
Molecular function (GO): RNA binding
Source: RefSeq, a predicted model, not a curated record